AGCCGUCAGUGUGGGGGACGCGGCCACCAACGCAAGCACGCAUGCGCCUCGCUCUCCGCGCUAGGGCUUGCCGCGCGAGUUCCCGCCGCCAUCUUUCUUCCUGGCGGCCGCGUCCUCUGUGCCCGGGUGCGCAGGCGCAGUGUUCGGUGUUGCUGCGAAUCUGGGCGCCGUCCUCCCAGACCUGGCCGCGACAUGACAACGCUGUUGGUGCAGAGGAUGGUGGCCAGGGUCGUGAGCCCCCUGCUCCGCCUCGGCCCCCGCGCCGCGAACCCUCCCGCCUUCUCCACGCUCCUGGCCGGUCCCCUCCGAGGUGCUGGGUCUCUGCUCCUGCGCGGCCCUUUCCCCUGCCCACAGCCUGCGCUGGGCUUCAAGACCAAAGGCGUCCUCAAGAAGCGCUGCAAGGACUGCUACCUGGUGAAGAGGCGGGGACGGUGGUUCAUCUACUGCAAAACCAACCCCAGGCACAAACAGAGGCAGAUGUAGCCUCUUCCCCUCCAGAGUAAUGCGCAAAGUUACCGCCGCGUUCUGUCUUUGGGAACAAGGUUGUAUCUGAUUAUGAGAGUGAAGACGCCAGGAGUCGGAAGAUUUGACUCUAAAUGUUACUUAUUACUCUCUUUGGUUUUGAUGUACCUUUAUAAUUAGUUUAUUUGCCAGUUAAAAACACUUUUUCAACAAAAGUAAAUACACUUUC
Messenger RNA from Nycticebus coucang (slow loris), 691 nucleotides. It is a transcript of the gene MRPL36, whose product is annotated as mitochondrial ribosomal protein L36. Gene Ontology annotation, molecular function: structural constituent of ribosome. Gene Ontology annotation, cellular component: mitochondrial large ribosomal subunit; ribosome. The transcript has 2 exons. Lineage: Eukaryota; Metazoa; Chordata; Mammalia; Primates; Lorisidae. Gene Ontology annotation, biological process: ribosome biogenesis; translation. Bases 193 to 483 code for a protein of 96 amino acids. The record is from RefSeq and is a predicted model, not a curated record.